Rodentolepis nana is the source of this 804-nucleotide messenger RNA. The record is from the annotation of a GenBank genome assembly. Lineage: Eukaryota; Metazoa; Platyhelminthes; Cestoda; Cyclophyllidea; Hymenolepididae.
AUGGCUAGUGGAUAUCAACAUUUAAAAGCUACUCUGUCCCCCGAUUUUAAAGCUAAUAAUCGUGAUGCAUUAAUUUGGGACCCGCUUAAGCUACCGGCGGAUUACUGCUUAACGCCGGGUGCUCAAGCUCGUGUUCGAACUGAUUUAAGGCGUUUUUACCAAGAUCCACCGGUUGGAAUCGUAGUGUCUCCCAUUCCGGAACAAUUUGGUAGAUUAUAUGCUGCAAUUAGUGGUCCUCCGGAUACUCCCUAUGAAGGUGGAUUUUUCCUGUUCUAUAUCGCGUUUUCUCACGAUUAUCCUCUCUCUCCACCUAAAGUUCGUUUGCUAAAUACGGGCAAUGGCUCAGUUCGUUUUGGACCGAAUCUCUACGCUAACGGCAAAGUAUGUCUUAGCAUCCUUGGAACUUGGUCCGGCCCACAAUGGACUCCAACCCAGUGCUUAACUUCCGUUCUUCUCUCUAUUCAAUCUUUAAUGAAUGAAGAGCCUUACUACAAUGAACCUGGCUUCGAAAAUCAAGUGAAUCAAGCAGCUUCCAAAAAUUACAACGAGGCUAUCAGGCACGAGACUCUUCGUUGUGCUGUUUGUGAUGUGGUUGAGCGGCGGUUUGAGUAUCCCGAUGAUAUCUAUGACAUCAUUAAAACAACCUUCCUUGAACAGUACAGUGACUACAUCGAUGUUUGUGAUAGUAACUGUUCGAAAGACGGUUCGCCAAUGUAUGGCCACAGCUAUGCUACGCAAACCUCUCUAUUCCAAUUUAAGAAAACGAAAACUCGUCUAGAGGCAUUGAAGUCUAGUCUAAGUUAG